Cheilinus undulatus (humphead wrasse) is the source of this 1430-nucleotide messenger RNA. RefSeq names its product HSPA (heat shock 70kDa) binding protein, cytoplasmic cochaperone 1 (gene hspbp1). NCBI's taxonomy places the organism in Eukaryota, Metazoa, Chordata, Actinopteri, Labriformes, Labridae. The transcript has 8 exons. Bases 180 to 1184 code for a protein of 334 amino acids. The record is from RefSeq and is a predicted model, not a curated record.
CUGAGGUUUACGGUAAAGCAUGGCGGCCUCCUUUCCACUCGUGAGAUCAGCUAGCUAGAAUGUUCUAGCACCUUCGUAUUUCCGUUUUUAAAAGGGAAGGAAACUUGUGUGGACACUGAGAAGAAGUGGACACAUUAACUCAACGCUGUUUCAAGGAGUCUUACAGAGCUGUGACCAACAUGGCAGAAAACAGAGAGAACAGGAGGUAUCCUCAGAACCUUCAGGGGGUUCUUCAGCUGGCUGUGGAGGCUGGAUCAGCUGCAGAGGGACCUGCUCCUUUAGAACCCAUGUCAGAGGAGAGAAAAAUGUGGCUGAGAGACGCUCUUGCAGAAGUCUGCAAAGGUCAGAUGGAUGAAGUGGAGCAGAUGAAGCAAUGCUUGGCUGUUUUAAGACAAGAGGAAACAAACAAAACGGAGCAGGAAGGAGAGGAGGAGAGAGAUGAUGAGGAAGACAAGCGAGAGACAGCCUUUGAGUUGCUGUCAGAGCUGUGUGAGAACCUGGACAAUGCUAGAGACUUGAUGGUUCUUGGUGGACUGGAAAUGUGCAUCUCCCAGUAUCUGUGUCAUGCCCAGAGUGGACUGAGGUGGCGUGCUGCUGAGCUCAUCGCUUCCUGCGCCCAGAACAUGCCGCAGGUUCAAGUCCAUUUGCUUAGCAUCGGGGCGCUGCCAAAACUUCUGCAGCUGACGGACUCAGACCCAAACCCCACUGUCAGAGUCAAAGCCCUUUAUGCUGUGUCCUGUCUGAUUCGUGAGCAAGAGGUGGGACUUCAGGCGUUCUUGUCCCACGAUGGCUUCUCAGUGCAAAUGAGAGGGAUGCAGUCAGAGAAUGAGAAACUCCGGACAAAGUCAGCUUUCCUUCUGCUCAACCUGCUGACGUCACAUCCUGAACAGAAAGACACAGUUGUCUCCAUGGGAAUGGUGCAGCAGCUGGUAUCUGUUCUCCGGACGCCACACUCCACCUUCCAUGAGCACGUUCUGGGCGCGCUCUGCUGUCUGGUGGAAGACUGUCAGCAGGGUCUGAAAGACUGCAGGGAUCCAGCUCUGGGUCUGGAGGAGUUACUGAGGCAGCGGUCGAAGGAGCUCCAAGGGAAAGAAGAGAGUCAGGAAGAACUGGACUUCUGUGAACAUUUGAGGGUUCUGUGCUUCCGUGGGCAGCAGUCAGAGGAAAAUGGGAUGGAUCGUUGAAGAUGUAUUGGCCUCGUCUGUUUUAAUGUGUGUGGAGAAUUAAACCAUAACAUCCAGGGUAGACAUCAUGGGUGUUUAGAAAGGUUUCUGUCUAGUUUGACAGAUUCUGUCUAUAUAUCGCAUGUAAUCCAGGAGCUAGAUUUUACUGUGUAAAUAAGUCUUAUGUAUAAAAUAUUUUCAUGUCUGUUGUUUUCAGUUCUGAUGCUGAAUGUAAAACCAAACCUCCAUUAAAACAAAUUUAAUGUA